AUGAGUUCCCGCAUCUGAGAUUGGACGAGUUUGUCGUUUUCCCUCAAUGCAUUAAUUUCCGCCGUUCGAUUGCCUUUUUCGGCUUUCAUCUUCGCCUUCCGAAUGCGAUUGCUUUUGUCAUCUUCCUUCCGUUAGAUGCAUGUAUCUGCCACGUCAAUUUUGGCGGAUGUAUUCAAUGCCCGUAGCUUUCAUCAACCCUCACUCUGCAACUCCAAAUCCAUCUUCUGUUGUUGCAUUCCCUGCUAUUACCUUGCAACGUUCGUAGAUAGCUGCCUUGGGUCUUCUCAAGAAUAUCUGCUAUCUUCUAAGCUCGGUAGGGCUUGCUACUUUAUUGGUUGCCACCUGCUGCUUUUACCUUCCAUAUCUCAUUUGAUGGCUUUGGAAUAAUUGUUGUUUGCGACCUUCUAACUUCGCAAGCAUUGUAUCAUCAUCAUAAUCAACCAAGCUUUUAUCCAAAAAAAUAAUUGUUGGCGUUUGUGGUGAUACAAUGGACAGUGACGCAUCAAGUAAAAAUAAUAGAAAAAAAAGAAAGCAGAUUCUGAUGGAGAAAAGAAGGGAUUGUUGCAAGGGUCGGUUUGCAUCGAUAAAUGAUCCUUCAUCAUCUUCCAGAAAAAGGACAUGCAACGAGUGUGAGCCUGCAUUUUUGUAUGGCAAUAUUCAUCGUCCACCACCUUCGCCAAUCAUAUGUGUGCCUCCUGGUUUUCAUAACUUGGUUGCUCUGGAUUUGGGUUUCCCAAAACGUACCUGUCAAUUCUGCAGGGCUAUCUUCUGGUAUGCAGAGCGACUAAAGUCCAUUAAAUCUCGAGUUCCAGUAUACUCUUCUUGCUGCAGACAAGGUCGUAUAAAACUUCCACGCUCUAGGGAAAGCCCGCAGCUCUUGCAGCAACUGUUCGACUAUAACGGAGGCAGAUCUUCAAAACUUUUCCGUGACAACAAUAGAGUGUAUAAUUCAAUGUUUGCAUUUACCUCAACUGGCGGUAAGAUUGAUCGUGGAAUUAACAAUGGUCAAGCGCCUUAUGUGUUCAAGAUCAAUGGUUAAAACCAUCACAUGAUUGGAUCAUUGCUCCCAUUGGAUGGUCAAAGGCCUCAUUUCGCACAACUUUAUAUCUAUGACACAAAAAAUGAAGCUGCAAAUAGGAUAUCCAGUGUUGGUGCCUCUGCUCUCCAUGGGACAAUUGAUGAAUGUGUGGUUUCUCAGUUAAUUACCAUGUUUGAUGAAGUUAAUGAAUUAGUGAAGGUCUUUCGAAAGGCAAGGGAUCGGUUCUCAGCGGGGGAAACCCAUUCUCUUUCAUUGGUAUUAUGUGGCAAGCGCCAUCAUGAUGAAUUAUAAUAUAAUGCACACUGCAGCUGAAAUGGCAUGGUUGGUGGUCGGCGAUCUGGGCCAUGCUAGCCAACAACGCGAUAUCAUUGUCGAGUAUCAAAGCGGGCUGCUAAAACGUAUAGAUGACUUCCACCCUUCCUUUAUGGCCAUGCAAUAUCCUCUUUUAUUUCCAUACGGAGAAGAUGGGUAUACGCUGAAUAUUCCUUAUCAAUUUUGUCCAGAUAGGCCAACAUUGAAACGAGGGAAUGUAACAAGGUGAGAGUAUUACGCUUAUGUGCCGCAGCAAAGAUCUUGUGAUGGAACAUUGCUAUUGAGGGGCGGAAAAUUGUAUCAGCAAUAUAUUGUGGAUGCGUUUACAUGCAUUGAGGAUGAGAGGUUGCGUUAUAUUAGAUUCAAGCAUCAACAAGAACAUUUUAGAUGUGAACUAUACAAGGAUGUGCAAGAUGCUUUUCUUCGGCAUGAUGUUUUAGCGAGUUCAGUAGGUCAAUGCGUCAUAUUGCCUUCAAGUUUUACUGGUGGACCUCGGUAUAUGAUUCAGAACUACCAUGAUGCCAUGGCAAUUUGCCGGACAUGGGGCAACCCAAAUUUGUUUCUAACUUUUACAUGUAACGUUAAAUGGCUUGAGAUCCAGAAUGCAUUGAGUCUUAUCCCUGGUCAAAGAGCAAAGGAUCGACCCGAUAUAGUCUCACGUGUCUUUCAUAUGAAACUUGAUGAAUUUAUGGCUGAUAUCAAGACAGCAAACUAUUUUGGCAGAGUUGUCAAAGUUGUUUACAUAGUGGAGUUCCAAAAAAGAGGCUUACCUCAUGUGCAUGUUAUAAUAUGGUUGUAUGAGGGUGAUAAACCCCAACUAUUGCUGAUAUUGAUAGGAUAAUAUGUGUAGAGAUCCCAAAUAAGGAGACUGAACCUGCUUUAUAUGAUGUUGUUUCAAAAUUUAUGAUACAUGGACCAUGUGGUACAGCU
This is a messenger RNA of Tripterygium wilfordii, 2281 nucleotides long. RefSeq lists its product as uncharacterized. Lineage: Eukaryota; Viridiplantae; Streptophyta; Magnoliopsida; Celastrales; Celastraceae. The coding region runs from base 488 to 1039 and encodes 183 amino acids. The transcript has 3 exons. The record is from RefSeq and is a predicted model, not a curated record.